This is a messenger RNA of Ambispora gerdemannii, 1902 nucleotides long. The record is from the annotation of a GenBank genome assembly. Lineage: Eukaryota; Fungi; Glomeromycota; Glomeromycetes; Archaeosporales; Ambisporaceae.
AUGGAAUUAGUCGACUUGUCUACACAGGAACUGAGCACCCUUUUGAAGAAUAUAGUAAACGACAAGGGCAAUACAGCUUCUAUAGAAUUUGUCAGAUCUGAGAGUUUUGUACAACUAUUGCGUGUAUUUGGCUAUUCCAGCAAGGAAUCCAUAAAACCUAUUUCUCUUGUAAUUUUAACAAAACUGUGCGAAAAUGCAGAGGUCAAAGAACUAUUCCAACAAACCUCUUCAAAACUAAUACGUCAAUGGCUAGAAUCAACCGAGAAACAAGAAAAAUUAUGCUCACAUUCCGCAUUGUCUGCUGUUUUCCAGACAAACAAUGAAGUUGGCUCCUCGAUUCUAUCACAAGAUGGUCUUCUCGAAGAAAUAAUGGAUUGUGUAGAAUUUGAAACUGAGCAGGUUCAGAUUGCCGUUGCUGACAUGUUAUCACAUGCGUGUUCACAAAAAGCUUGUCGUGCAUUAGUAGUUACCCAUUGCCGUGGUUAUCUUUUGACGGUAAUGACUGAGAGCAAAAACGAAAAGCUUAAAGCUGCCGCGGCUGUCGCCUUAUCCAAAAUUCUUUUGGAUGAAAAAACUUCAAAAGCUGUUGAUCAAGUUGCCGAGAAUAGUGUAUCGGAUGACAGUAUGCAACUUGCAGAGUUAUUUCAAAAAAUGGUCUUGAACGAUGAGUCGGAUAUUUCGGUAAGGUUGAAUGCUGUUGAAGGAUUAACUUAUGCUAGCAUAAAGCCCAAAGUUAAAGAGAUGAUCACGUACCAUCCAACCUUGUUGAAAGGACUAUUCACAUUUGUUAAAGAUUCUGAAAAGACAAGCAACACUCUAUUCUAUGGUGUUGUUGUGAUAUUAGCUAAUAUUACUACGUAUCAAAAACCUUUAAGCGAAAAAGAACAACAAAUUCUUAAACUUAAAAAAUUGGCAGGCGAAGCGUCGACACUAGAACCCGAUCCAUUAGAUUCUGAAGAACACGUAUUGAAACGUAAUCAACGUGUUCUAGAAUUGGGUGCUAUUAAUAUUUUAAAUAUACUCGCAAAGAACUCGAGUCAAAUAAUUCGGCAAUCUGUGGCCCAAGUUUUUCUUAAUCUUUCAACUGAUCAAAAAAAUCGUGGUGCAAUUGUUCAACAAGGUGGUGUAAAGUCAUUGAUACCAUUAACAACAAACGGGACACAAGAGGGAACUUGUCUCGCGUCACAAGCGUUGGCAAAGAUUGCAAUCACGACGGAUCCAUCUCUUGCAUUUAGGGGAGAAAGAGCGGUAGAACUAGUAACACCAUUCUUAACCUUAUGCAAGGGUGAAAAUGAACUUUUUCAAUUCGAAGCGCUGAUGGCAUUGACGAAUCUUGGAAGUGUUGAUGACAGUGUAAGAACGAAAAUUGUUGACGCUAAAGGAAUAAUAACCAUUGAAAACCUACAAUUUUCGGAUAAUACAAUGAUUAGACGCGCGGCCACGGAAUGCCUUUGCAAUAUGAUGUUUUGUGAGCCGGUCUAUGAGAUGUACAGCGACCCAAACAGAUCCACAAACAAAAUAAAAAUUUUAUUGGCAUUGUCUGAUGUCGACGAUUUUCAAACUCGACGCGCGUCCAGUGGUGCCCUUGCCAUUCUCUCGACUAGUCCUGAGGUAUGUCGUAUGAUAGUGGAUCGACCAAGAGGAGUUGAGGUUUUACUUUUGUUGCUAAAUGAAGAGUCACCGGAAUUACAACAUCGAAGCGCUGAAUGUAUUAAAAAUAUCGCUAAAGUUGAACAGAAAUUGGCCGAAUCGCUUGUUAACAAUAAAGUGGAUGAACGCUUAGUUAAAAUGAUUAAAGAUAGUAAAGUUGAGGCUGUGGUAAUGACAGCUGCAGAAGCUUUGAAAGAAAUAGCCAAAUAUGGUAUUUUGAAGAAAGAAAUUACAGAAACACUAAAUAUUUAA